AUGAAAAGCAGUCCUUCUUUGCGAAAAGAAGAUAUAUUCACAAUGGCCGAGACACGCAAACCCAACAAGCUGUACUGCACCCACCCCAAAAAUUAUGGAAAGGGAUCUCGAGCAUGCCGAGUGACCGGACGUGAUGGAGGUAUGGGACUCAUCCGAAAGUAUGGAAUCAACAUGAAGAGACAGGUCUUUCGUGAGCGAGCAACCGACAUGGGAUGGAUCAAGUACAGCUGA
Messenger RNA from Seminavis robusta, 231 nucleotides. Lineage: Eukaryota; Bacillariophyta; Bacillariophyceae; Naviculales; Naviculaceae. The record is from the annotation of a GenBank genome assembly.